Cephus cinctus (wheat stem sawfly) is the source of this 7464-nucleotide messenger RNA. RefSeq names its product tubulin polyglutamylase TTLL5 (gene TTLL5). The coding region runs from base 768 to 3185 and encodes 805 amino acids. The transcript is spliced from 18 exons. Lineage: Eukaryota; Metazoa; Arthropoda; Insecta; Hymenoptera; Cephidae. Gene Ontology annotation, molecular function: tubulin binding; tubulin-glutamic acid ligase activity. The record is from RefSeq and is a predicted model, not a curated record. Gene Ontology annotation, cellular component: cilium. Gene Ontology annotation, biological process: microtubule cytoskeleton organization; protein polyglutamylation.
GCAGUUUGGCUGACAGAGGCAGUCUUCGUCGCGCUGCCAGACGGUAUGGCCGCGGUGCGUCAGGUUUUCACCUCACUCUUGAAUAAUUCGAAGUGAUUCGUAAGAAAAGAUGCAUCCGGCCUUCGUGAAUUAAAAGAAACUACCAAUAAGAUACGAAGCUGUAAAUAACAAGGAUUUUAACGACGUUCAAUAUUCCUGUCAUACAAUUUACCACGAAAUAAUGAGGAAGCAUCGAUAAACGUGCGGCAAGAAGUAUUCAAUAUAACGUACAGCGUCUAAUGAUGUGAAAAAGGGCAGGAAACGCUCUAAAAAUAUCUACUUCAAUUACGCACUACGAUAAAAAUUUCUCUGGCGCUUCCUGGAAGAUCGCUUACUUACUUCAUACUCUUGCUCGUCAUGCAUAUAAUGAUAAUAAAGGUUGGCGCGCAAACAACAUAGAACAAAUUUCCAGAAGUUAUCCAGCAUGUUCAACUCUACCCAAAUAUCCUUGACACAGUAUAAAUAGCGAAGGCUAAAAAUACGGCAUCUACACCUAUCCGAUUGAUCAUAUCCAUUUAAGGAGAAAUUGCCACAAACGCAUUUGGAACCAAGAUUAUAUAUCUGUAUUUCGAUAAUGUAGUCACCCAAUCAGCCGCUAAUCUUACCUUGCAAGAUAACAUUGCGAUUCGCGGCGACUUGAAUGUUGGCCGUUUGAUUUUUAUCACGGCUUUAACAUUAUUUAGGCCAGCUUACGUCACGCAAUGGAGAGAUUGCAUUCGUGAUACAAUAUGUUGUCGCAAAUGAAGAACACUUCCGCAGGGAAACUGGAAGGUAAACGUCCAAAGGAACUAAUGUCGUCCUCCAGUCUUUCCGGGAUGUCUCAGUUGUCCAACAGCAGCGAAGAGGCCCUAGUGCCUUUUGUUCAUAAGCCGCACAACACCGAUGAGUCCGAGAGCACGGCAAAGGAUAAAAGUCCGCCCGGAAACGAAUGGAUCUUGACUGGACCUAAUGGGAACAAGGCAUCCGUGUUACGUUUCAAGUGUUCCGCUCUGGCUACUCCACCGGAAGAACCGCCAGCUAAGCAGCUUCAUAUGACGUAUAAAAUAUUUCAAACAGACACCAAACUCAUCAACCUAUUACUUCAGUCCCAUGGAUUUUCCGAAGUUCCGAUGAACGAAACGGACUUCAAUCUUCUGUGGAUGGGUAACCAUCCUAAACCGGACGUUCUCCGAAAUCUCACGGCUUAUCAGAAGGUGAAUCAUUUCCCGAGGUCUUACGAAAUAACUCGCAAGGAUCGCUUGUACAAAAAUAUCGAAGCGAUGCAGAGGAGCAAAGGCGCGCGAAACUUGGAUUUCAUACCGCAAACGUUUCUUCUGCCGAGCGAAUAUAGGGAAUUAUUAACGGCCCACUUCAGGUAUCGUGGGCCCUGGAUUGUCAAACCAAAAGCCAGUUCUCGCGGUCGUGGUAUAUACAUUGUUAACAGUCCGGAGAAGAUUCUAACCGAUGAAUCCGUAAUAGUUGCGCAAUACAUAAAUAAUCCACUACUCGUCGAUGGGCACAAGUGCGACUUACGUCUUUACGUGGCCGUUACUAAUUAUGAUCCUCUUUUAAUAUAUCUCUACGAGGAGGGUCUGGUUAGAUUUGCUACAGUCAAGUACGAUGGUGGAAAUCAGUAUGUUUGGAAUCCUUGUAUGCAUCUGUGUAAUUACAGUAUCAAUAAGUUCCACGUUGACUAUAUUAAAAGCGAAGAUCCGGAUGCUGAAGAUGUUGGACAUAAAUGGACGCUGUCGGCGCUGCUUAGGCAUUUGCGUUCAACCGGUCAGGAUACUGAAUCGUUAAUGCAACGAAUAGAGGACGUUAUUAUAAAAUCAAUUCUUGCCACUGCUUCCGGUAUCGUUAGCGGUGUCAAGCAAUUCGUGAAGCACUCAGAUACGUGUUUUGAAUUGUUUGGCUUUGACAUACUUAUCGAUGACACGUUAAAACCUUGGCUGCUGGAAGUCAAUCUGACACCAUCACUCGGUUGUGAUUCUCCAUUGGAUGUCAGAUUAAAAUCUGCCCUGAUGGCAGAUCUUCUCACUCUCGUAGGUAUUCCUGCUGUCGAUCCAAUUUUAAGACCACAAACUACUCACACACGACUUGCCGUGAAUCCUAAUAAGAAAAUGACUAGCUACAGAAGAGUGCAUUCUGCUGAGACGUUAUCGCAAAAAAAGAAAAUUGCAAAAAGCAAUAUGAAUAAAUCAGGUCUCAGUUCGGAGCAGCAAAGGAUCGUUGCAUCUGCGAGGGCUCAAUUUGAACGUAGAGGAGGAUUCGUACGCAUAUUUCCUAGUCCAAAAUCGUGGGAGAUGUAUUCUCAGUACUUAGAUCCCUCCACGGGAAUACCGGUAGUGACUGAUCCUCUGGGACCAGGAAGAGUACCACAGCAAGUUAAUACAAAUCAUAAUUUGAUGCUGCACGAGCAACUAUUUCCAGCUGCUAGUCGCGCCACUGAUUUCAUAAUUCCAGAAGUGACAUUGGAUAGGCUAUCUAGAUAUGAGAGGUAUGAGAGAGCAUUAGUGAAAGGACAUAAACAAAGUUUGGACCGCGGUGAUAGUAAAGAGAAUAUGGAUGUAGAUACGCACAAACACAAGGCUCAAGUGAUGCAGUUGAUGCAAGACGGAAAUAAACUUAGUCCUGGCGAAGCUAGAAAGGCCUUUGGAUUAUAUUUAGGAUACACACUACGUAAGAUAUCACAACCCAAUGCUGAUCCAGCCUGUUGUGAUCUUGUGAUGAAGUUCCUCCAGCAAUCAGCCAGCAAUUUGAGAACACCAUUCUUGUUCACUCUGCCCAGUAGUAAGUUGAGUGACAAGGAUAGGGCUGCUAUAACUGCGAAACAGUUAUCCGAUUUUUUACAUCUGUACAAUAGGGAAACGGAUUUGUACGCAGACACCGUCGAUCGACCUCGUACUGUUCCUAAUAGACUUUUUCAAAAAUUUCUUGCUUCAGCAAGCGAGGAGGAUCUGGACGACGUACUAAUCCUACAAACGCGGCUAUAUAAUUGCGCUCACAGCUUCUUGGGUAGAAGUGGUUUUGCCGGUAGCCUACGUGGUCCUAAUCUCUUGGGCUCGUUACCGCACAUCACAUCACGAGUACAUUCUAAUGCAGCUACAACCGAACAGUGCAAAUGUAACCAUCCCAAUAACCGAACGAGCAAAGUCCCACGCACAUAGUUUCGCCACAUUCGUGUUCAAUUUUUCGUGAUUACUUAAUAUAACUUUUUAAUAUCGUUGAACGAGCCACACCCUUAUGAGUGAGGGAGAGGGGAACGUUCUUAAAAUUUUCCAAUUAUAUCAGCGGCCAAUUAGAAAAGGGAGAGAAAUAUCCAGAUAAAAUGAGGGAUAUUUAUGCGAAAUACUUUAGUACAUAAUAUUUUUUAGAAACUUUAAGUCUCGAAAUACGUUUCAAGAACGUCAUUGCUGUUGCCAAUGUGAAAUCAAGUAUAAUUGAUAUGGCAUAACUGAUUGAAAAUUAACUGCGUUUAGUCAUAAUUACGAUCUUUGAAAAUAGAGUCAGAGUCAUUACCUUGACCUAUCUUAUUAUUACACUCGGCGUCAAUCCAUUGGCAGCAGCUCGGCGUUUAACGUGCUGAGGUAAUAUUUCAAUUCCAUAAGCUAGUCUUCGCAAUCGUCGAUAUUAAAGGUAAUGUUACAAUAUUAGCGAAAUCUUUAAAAUAGAUUAAAAGAAUUUUAUAGUUACAUAUGGGAAUGGCCAAUGAGAUUUUUCGGACGUCUUCGAGGACAGUGUGUGUUGUCUUCAAACGAAGAUACCGAUAAUAAGUCAACCAUAAAAUUUUAUCUAAUGACUAUUACUAUUUCCUAGUCUAUAACGGCAGACGAAUGAUUCACUAAUAUAAUAACUUCAUAUUAACGCCAUAGGACGUGCUUUUCCUAUAAAAUUAAAAACGAGCCAAUCUAGUAUAAUACACGGGGCUCGCUGGUAUGCAUAAUGAAAUCUGAAAUAUUUUUUUAAACUGAGCCUCGACCCUGGUACUGUUAAAGACAUCUAAAGCUUAAUGAAACUUAAUUCUCACAAAUAUUAUAAGAAUUUUCUCAGUAAUUUUUCAACGCUUUCACUUGGAAUUUAUUACUCGAUAUUUCACAUGCACCAGAAUCAUUCGUAUUGCUGGCUGUUACACUUUACCGGCCUACAAUGACUACAAUCAUUUAUUCUCACUAAGCACAAUGGUAGCGAAACCGUUGUAAUUCAUGACAGGCAUUGCGAUUCUUCGAUAUUUCUAUAGACAACGUUCCUAUUACAAUAUUUUUCUUCCAAUCGAGCAAAUACAUUAUGCUAACACCAAUCAGUCGAUCAAUCAAUAAUUGUUACUAUCAGCUGCCUCGUUUUUGCUUCUACUCGCAGCAGAAGUAACAAGAAUUCGCGACGAUAAGCAAAUAAAUUGGUAAUAAACUUACUUAAUGUAUUCGAUCCAUCUUUCUAUUGAGAUAUUAUCAAUUAGGCGAGUUUAAAACUCGCGAGAAGUGCGAUACUUCGUUAUCUCUUUCAAGUGGUUUUUUACCGCCAGAUACUUUCUCGUAAACUGCGAAUGAACUUACAAUAGUAUUAAUCCUAUUAAUAUUUAUUUAAACACGUUUCCGCUACGCGUGACCAGCUUAAGUAAUUCAUAGUGCGAACGUAGUUAUUCGUAAGCUUACAAUUCUUGUGUGGUAAAUGCCACGAUUGGCAGGUACCAAUCCAAAUGAAAAAACAAGUUUUCAUAAAACAUCCACAUCCAUCCACACACAUCCGUCUGUAAUAAACGUGGGGUUUAGUCAGGUCGUAAUAAAAAGCAUUUAUAUUGAUAGAUACGUAUUAACCAGCUUGAUCAGUUCAAUUCGAAAUUUAAUUUCACGAAUUCAAUUUCCAAAACUUAUUGAUCUUCUUCGUAUACUGUGAUAUUUAUAGCUGCUUGUAAUUGUAGAGGCCAAUUUUAAUUCUUAAUUCGCAUUUAAACCAACCGUAGAAAGAUGGUCGAUUAAUUUAGAGAACGUUUUUCUGUAUAAUACCUUAAUUUGCUAUAUGAAAUACGGUCGGGAUCGAUGCACAAACGUUAAAUUGAAAAUAGCGGCUAAAUUAAUUGUGCAAAAGUUUACGCAACAAUAACACAAAAACGAUUCAGCUUAAGCUAGCGUUGUUAAUAAAGUCUAACGUAAUUGUAUAGUAAGUAACAAUCACUAAUAUAACAAUUUUACAACGAAGAUGUUCAAACUGCACAUAUAAUUAUUUAUUUAUUACGUCAUUGAUAUAUUUGUAUACAUGUAGGUAUCGUAUGGUUAUUCAUCAUUUUGUAACACUGUACUUAAUGAACGAUGUUAUGCCUCUGCCUCGUUGGAGGAAUCAAUACAAUGCUUAUAUUUGGUUAUCUGGCCAUAUUUAUACUAACGUAUCUUUAACCCACGAUAAAAAUAUGAUUUUUAUAGUAAUCGAUUAUUAUAAUUGCCUGCUAUAAAUUAAUGUUUUCAAAGCAAUGAAGUGCAAUGUUUGUUAUACAAGAGGUUAUAAUAUCAUCAUAUGGUACAUGCGAUUAAACAUCUUUAUUCGUAUUUUAGAUAGGCCUCCAUAAAUGAAGUUUUAUAAUUAGUUUCAUAAGUCUUAUAACACAUCGACGUCUUUUCGACAAUUUUAACGUACUUUAUAUAUUCACUUAUUUAUUUCGAAUUAGUCGAUAAGACGGUAUAGAUCAAAAUACGUCGCAUUAUGCCCAUUCGCCGCUCCACUUCUGUUCCGUACGAAUAAAAAGGUAAAUGUCAAAUGACGAUCUAAUGCCGAAGUAAAAUAGAUUGAUUCGAGGGAAGAAUGAAAUUGCUAUUUAUAUUUUGUUGAUGUCACUUAAAAAUCUUUAAGUUUUACAAGUCGACUAGGACGACGAAGAUUACGAUUUGCGAUGUUGUGUAUCAAGUUAUUAUUUAUAUUUCUUUAUAACGCGUUGAAGUAAUAUAUUUUUUUGUAUUGUGUGUCCGUAACACCCAUUAUAAUCCUGCCAAUCCGCGCAGUAUUUAUAAUAAAAUACAUAUAUGAGAUGUGCGCGCGCGACAUUUUACUUAAUUUCACAGUGUAAGAGAUUGAGGUUUCAUUGUAGCAAUUUUCCCUAUGGACAAUUGUCGGUUUUAACGUACCGUUGUUUCGUAUUAAUAUUAAAGGGAUCUUCUUUUAGUUCCGCGUCUUACAGUAUUCUUCGGGUCUGGCACUUUUAUUAGCAAGAAAUGAAAAUGGCAAUUCGUAUUGUGAGGGAAACAACUCAGACACUUACCACGAGCGAAUUAUGUCCCAAAAUGCCUUUUUAUUGUAUACGUUAUAAAAGUAUAUACGAAUAAUUAGGUCGAUAGAAUGCUUGGCUCGCAAGAAGUCUGCUCUAAGCAAAGGGGAUGGCACCCCAUCUAAUUUUGAUAUAUCCUGUUUGCUUAGUAUUAUUUUCCGUUUACACAUCUCACUGUAUGAGGGUUUGCGUGACGGAUAAUUAAGGCAUUCUUCAUUAUUACAUAUUGCAAUAAUCGUUUGCCGCAUUGUAUUAUCUAUAUUUUCAGUGUCGCUUCGUGAUUUUGGUGAUUGUUGUAUAGGGAGGGACGUUGAGUGAUAUCGUAGCUACUAAUCCUUUAGAGUACCGGCGCAAAUUCUUGUCAUGUCUGGGGAUACACCCCUUACAUAUCAAACAUCACCUUCAAGACGUUAUAACGUCUUUUGGCCCACUAGACGUUAAUCGUUUCUUAUGCUGUCAAAUAAAAAUGAUUCGAGAUGGUUCUUUCUUGUAAACAACUUAUUUUCAAGGUGGACCACCGGAAUUUCUUGUUAAUUAUUUUAUGUUCGUGUUCGAGGAAAUUAUUCCGGAACGAGCGGUUAUGUAAAAAAAAUAAUCACCAAAGUCAAGUAAAGAAAAGUCAUGAAAGUAAAUGAAGAAUUAAAAAUAAAUGGGAAAAUAUGAAUUAGGAAAAUAUCGAUAAUACCUCCGGUGUCGUGCGCGGAUCGCGCGACACUCACUUCUUACCUGUGAUCAGAGAAAUUUGCUAGUCAGCUUAUCAUCUCUAUCGUUAAAAUAUGAAUAACUAGACGAUAGUAGAUUUUACGAUAUCGGCCACUUAAUCUUCGGCAAUCGACAGAUCCCAGUACGUUGAGCUGAACUUGUUGAAAUUUAGUCCUAAUAAAGCUGCUGAAUUUUGACGACUGAGUUACGCGUAACAAUUUUUUGGUAAUAACGCGUAAUACAUUUUUGAAUUGUUAUUACGGCAUAAAUGCGAAUGAUUCAAGAUACAAUUUUUUAAAGAUACAAUUUUUACAUCGUAACGAAUAAUUAUUAAAUGGUUGUUACCGUAACUCAGUUAUAUAGGAUAUCUGUGAAGAUAUCGAUAUACAGUAAAAUAAGCAUUAAUUAUGUACGUCAAUAUUAAAGCAUAUUUUUCCCAAUGUAAGGCAAUGUCUUCAAAUUACAGAUAAUAAAAAUAAAACAAUGAAACAUAA